Messenger RNA from Aspergillus mulundensis, 1533 nucleotides. Its product is annotated as BCS1 and AAA domain-containing protein. Gene Ontology annotation, cellular component: mitochondrial inner membrane. NCBI's taxonomy places the organism in Eukaryota, Fungi, Ascomycota, Eurotiomycetes, Eurotiales, Aspergillaceae. The coding region runs from base 1 to 1533 and encodes 510 amino acids. The transcript has a single exon. Gene Ontology annotation, molecular function: ATP hydrolysis activity; ATP binding. The record is from RefSeq and is a predicted model, not a curated record. Gene Ontology annotation, biological process: mitochondrial respiratory chain complex III assembly; protein insertion into mitochondrial inner membrane from matrix.
AUGAGAACCAACACCCUAGAACUCGCCCGAGGCUUCCUCGGCCAGGACACAUGGUUCAUCAUCAACAUCGGGAUCGCCCUCGCCGCAUUCGCCGCCUGGAUCCGGUCGGCAUGGACAGUGCUAUACCGCUACGCCGAAAGCACCUGCCUAUCAACAGUACACAUCAAAGACGACGACCCCCUGUUCCAUGACGUUGUGCUCUGGCUAAACGACCACGUCUUCGCGCAGAGCAAUUUCAGAUCCGUGCUUGCGGUCACCAAUAAACAGGCCUACAAGAACCUGAACAAGAACCAGUGGGCGCCGAAUAUCAAUUGGAGGCCGGCGGUUGGGACCUCGUCCAAGACAGACGACGAGCCGAUUAAGCUCCGCCCGUUCAAUGGGUCGCGGGUGUUUGCGUUCAGGGGGCGCUGGAUUCUGUUUUCGCAUUCUUCGCCGACGGCGUCUGCGGGGUUGCGGCUGCAGGGUCCCGGCGCGAGUGAAGCAGAGCUCUCGGACCAUGUGAAGCUGCAGACGCUGAGUUUAUCGCUUGAUACGCUACGUGCGUUCCUGGAUGAAGCUCGAGCAUAUAGCCAGAAACUGUCGAGGUCUAAUAUCAGUGUGCACCGGCCCAUAUCUAAUGUUCGGGACAUGGUGAGGUGGACCUGCAUCACGACGAGACCGUCUCGAUCCAUCGAGUCGGUUAUUCUUGAUGCAAAGAAGAAGAGCACGCUCCUUGCUGAUUUGGAGGAGUAUCUGCACCCGGCUACCAGGCAAUGGUACGCCGACCAUGGCAUUCCGUACCGCAGGGGCUAUUUGUUUUCUGGACCGCCAGGGACAGGCAAGACGAGUUUGUGCUCUGCGAUUGCCGGUGUGUUUGGGUUGGAUAUCUACGUGCUGAGUCUUCUGGAUCCGCAUAUCACGGAGUCCCAGUUUCUCCGUCUGUUCUCGGAAGUCCCCUCCCAGUGCGUCGUGCUGCUGGAGGAUAUUGACGCUGCUGGAAUGAGUGUCCGCAGGCCCAACGUUGCUGCUGAUCAGGAAUCAGAUGCGUCCAAAAGUGUAGAUUCACAAACCAGGAGAGCCGGUCGACCGCCUCAUUCUCAGGCUCAACGAGGUCCUCCUGUCGAUACCUCCGGCCCAAUCUCCCUCUCAGCUCUUCUAAACGCCAUCGACGGCGUCGCAUCUCAAGAGGGCCGCAUCCUGGUCAUGACGACCAACGCACCGCAGGACCUCGACCCGGCCCUCAUCCGCCCCGGGCGCGUGGAUAUGCGCGUCCAAUUCGACUUGCCUGGACGUACGGAAAUGCGUGAGUUAUUCCGCAGCAUGUUCAGUGAUGGCCCUGGCGGCGGGAGAGAAAUCGGCACCUCGGAAGGGGAGGAGGAAGACGAGAAGAAAGCAGAUAUAGACAUGGAUAGUCUCUCAGCGAAAUUCGCGGAAGCCCUCCCGGAGAACAAACUCAGUCUGGCGGAAGUGCAGGGGUUUCUGCUGCAAUAUAAGCGGCAGCCCAAGGAGGCUUGUGAGCGGGUGGCGGAGUGGGUGAAGGAGAAUUAUUCUUGA